This is a messenger RNA of Anastrepha obliqua, 1306 nucleotides long. Its product is annotated as parkin coregulated gene protein homolog. Gene Ontology annotation, molecular function: Hsp70 protein binding; Hsp90 protein binding. The transcript has 6 exons. The coding region runs from base 263 to 1174 and encodes 303 amino acids. The record is from RefSeq and is a predicted model, not a curated record. NCBI's taxonomy places the organism in Eukaryota, Metazoa, Arthropoda, Insecta, Diptera, Tephritidae.
UAAACGAAACUUGGUGAUUAGUAAAGUAAAUUGAUUCAAAGCAGUUAUUGACUUCAACCGCAUAAACGUUUCCUUUUCUCCAAGACUUUAACAUCAUUGGUUCAACAAAUUUAAGAUAAUAAACCGAAUUAUAAACCACUUCGUUAGAUCUUUUAUUCAAUAAAUUCUACUCGACUACCGCCACAACAGCAAUUACCUAUGGAAAUAAAAAACAAAACUGCACGCUUUUCUAUUUGAAUACAGUUGAGAGCGAUAUAAAACUAUGUCUCAUACGGCGCGCGCACAUAUCACCAAAUUACACGAAUGUUCCGUUCAUGACCAAUCAUCAAAGCAACGUUCCAAAUCCGCAAAUCCACCAACGACGCACCCUUUCGUAAAUUGCCCUUUGCAACGAACGCGUUGUGUGCCACCAUUUUCAGUGCAAUCACGACAAAAAAAUACCGUCGUUGUGCAUGGGCCGAUAGAGGAACCAGCGGCGCCGGCUAGCGCACGCGGCAAAGUGAAUAUGAAAACUCUAAAAAGUAGCAAAAAGAAAGCAAUUUCUACAUUGGAAUUGGACUUGCGGGGACGUAGUCCACUUGGUAGUGGUGGCCACAAACGCUCUACAACAACAUUUCGUAUGUAUUUCGAUCGAGGAGAUCUGCCAAUUAAGAUGGAAUAUUUGUGUGGAGGGGAUAAAAUUGGUUGGACGGUGGAUAUUGACAAACUCGACUACAGCCUCUACUUGCCUCUCUUCUUCGAUGGUCUCUCGGAGACACAACACCCCUACAAGACGUACGCUCGUCAAGGUGUUUCCGAUUUAUUGGUUGCUGGUGGCGAUAAAAUUCAUCCUGUUGUACCGCAAUUAAUAUUACCACUUAAAAACGCCCUUAGUACACGUAAUUUAGAGGUUAUGUGCACCACUUUAAGGAUAAUACAGCAGCUUGUAAUGUCGUCCGAUAUGGUGGGGCCUGCCUUGGUGCCAUUUUAUCGACAGCUACUGCCAAUGUUCAAUGCUUACAAAGUGAAAAAUGUUAACUGUGGGGAUGAAAUUGACUAUGGCCAGCGCACCAAUAUGAAUCUCGGCGAUCUCAUCGAUGAGACUUUGCAAGUACUGGAAUUGCAUGGCGGCGAAGAUGCUUUUAUAAAUAUCAAAUAUAUGGUGCCUACUUAUGAGUCGUGUUAUUUGAAUUAAAGUGUAUAUAAAGUGAUUUGCUGCUUCCUAUUUCAUUCAAUUUGUCCUUUAUAUUUAGUAUAUUUUAUUUAUAGUAUUUACUAUAAAAUUUAUUUAUUACUUACACGUGCAAUAAUAAACAGAUUUUUAAUG